AUGGACCAUCUCAUGAGCGACAGAGCGUUAUCUCGCAGCUUGUGGAGCACCUCACGAGCCUUGCAGCGUCUCACAAUGCUGGAGCGUCUCGUGAGCGAUGGACAGUCUUUGAGCGACGGACCAUCCGACCAAUGGCGGAGCGCUACCUCGCAGCUCGUCGAGCAGCUCACGGCUGCCAUCAAUGAAGACGAGCAGGGCAUCAUCCCGCGGGCCCUGGCUGAGACCUUCAGGCUCAUCGACGAGAAUGACCUGGUUGACUACACAGUCCGAGUGUCCUACCUGGAGGUGUACAAGGAGGAGUUUCGGGACUUGCUGCAGGUGGACACAGCCAGCAAGGACAUCCAGAUCCGGGAGGAUGACAAGGGGAACAUCGGGCAGCAGCACCAGGCUGUGCAGAGUGACCACGUCCUCGGGCAGCGCGUUGCUCCCGGCCGCAGCUCUGUUUGCCGUUGCAGUGCUCUGCGGGGUGAAGGGGGAAACACGGGGGAGAGGCUGAAGGAGAGUAUUCAGAUCAACAGUGGCCUCCUGGCCUUGGGCAACGUCAUCAGUGCCCUGGGAGACCCUCGCAGGAAGAGCAGCCACAUCCCCUACAGGGACUCCAAAAUCACCAGGAUCCUGAAGGACUCUCUGGGGGGCAAUGCCCAGACCGUGAUGAUAGCCUGCGUCAGCCCAUCCUCCUCCGACUUCGACGAGAGCCUCAACACGCUGAAUUACGCCAGCCGGGCUCAAAACAUCCAGAACAAGGCUGUGGUGAACUGCCGCAAGGAGACAGAGCACAUCGAAGAGCUUCAUCUGCAGAUAAAGAACCUGCAGAAGGCCCUUGAGCAGCGGCACCGCUCCGAGACCCGUAUCAUCCACCGCUCGGCCAGCGCCAAACGCUGCGCGCCGGACCCCACGGCUCGGCUGCUGGCGGAGUGCGCGCAUUACCGGACCUGCACCGACGCGGCGUACCGGCUGCUGAUGGAGCUGGAGGAGCACAGCAACCUGACAGUGGAGCAGAUCCUGCGGGUCAAGGAGUGGUUGUGCGCGGUGGAGAGCGAGAGGAGCGAGCUGACCUCAGCUGGGCUGGAUAGUGGCAUCGAGAGCACAUCGGCAGAAGACCAGAGCCCCGAGGCACAAGGCUCAAAGCUGGCAAAAGCCCAGGUAACGGUGAACGCCGAAAAGGGGAGCGAGGCCACCAAAGACGAGCAGGUGGCCAAACUGCAGAGGCAAGUGGAGUGUCUGGAGGAGGAGAACCGUGAUUUCCUGGCUGCACUGGAGGAUGCCAUGGAGCAGUAUAAGCUGCAGAGUGACAAGCUGCAGGAGCAGCAGGACAAGAUCUCGGAGCUGCAUGUGCGCUUGGAGAUGGCAAUGCCAAACCUGCAUGUGCCAGAGCUGCUGGAAAACCUUCACCUGGUGACCGCCGGCCAGAGACCUCACACGGCCCCGCUGGCUGCUGCCCCGUGCCAUGGCCUGGGCGGGGUUCCCUCGGGGCUCCUUGCCGCUGAGCAGAGCAGAAGAGCCCUGGGCAGGAAGCAGCUCGACAGCAGCCCCUCCAUGCAGGAGGAGGGCCUGGCAGGCUGGCACCUGAACCACGCGCAGUGCCCGACGGGCAAUCCGGAGAUCAAAGCCACGGCGCUGAGGAGGGAGCUCAGCCGGGACUCGGAGAAGCUGGCAGAACUGUCCUCGGGAGAGGAGGAGCAGGAGUGGGAACAGAAACGGUCCCUGUCCCGGCGCCGAAACGGGAUCCAAAAUUGGAGCAAGAAAGAGAUUUGCAAGCUGAGCGAGGAGCCGAGCGAAGGCAGUGCCCACCCGAUUCCGGAGGAGCACCUGGAGCUGUCAAAAGAGGUCUGCAGGAGGCGGGAGACGCUGCUUAGUCCCUGGGAGCGCCUGCCAGGGAAGGACUCUGAGUGGAGGCUGGUGCAAGCACAGCAGAAGAUCCGAGAGCUGGCGAUCAACAUCCGCAUGAAGGAGGAGCUGAUCAUGGAGCUCAUUAAGACAGGCAAGGAUGCCCAGGCUCUGAACAGGCAGUACUGCCAGAAGAUCAGCGAGCUGGAGCAGGAGGCCGAGCAGGUGCGGGCAGAGCUGAGCGACAGCCAGAAGCAGCUCCAGGAGCUGGAGGGCAAAGAGCCCUGGGACCCUGGGGAGAAGCGCAAGCUGCAGGAGUACCGCACACGCGUGGCAGCCGCGCAAAGCAAGGCGCGGGUUCUGUGCAAGAAGAAGCAGGCGACAGAGAGGCUGGUGUCGCUCUCGGCCCAGAGCGAGAAGCGAGUGCAGGAGCUGGAGAGGAACAUCGAGCUGAUGCGGCGGCAGCAGGGCCAGCUGCAGCGCCGGCUGCGGGGGGGGGGGGGGGCGGAGCGGCGAACAGCUUCUCCAGGCUCACAGCUGCUCCUUCCCGUACAGGAACUGGAACUGAAGCACGAGCAGCACCAGAAAAUCCUGCGCAUCAAAACAGAGGAAAUAGCAGCUUUCCAGAGGAAGCUGCGGAGCGGCAGCAACGGCUCCGUGAUCAGCCUGGAGCAGCAGCAGAAAAUUGAGGAACAGAAGAAGUGGCUGGAUAUGGAGAUGGAUAAAGUUCUUGAGCAGCGCCGGGCCCUGGACGAGCUGGAAGAUGAGCUGCGGAAGCGGGAAGCUAUCGUGGCCAAAAAGGAAGCUCAGCUGCAGGAGAAGAACGGCCUGGAGAGCAAACGACUGCGCUCCAGCCAGGCCCUGACGGAUGACAUCGUGCGUGUGUCCAGCCGCCUGGAGCACCUGGAAAAGGAGCUGACCGAGAAGAACGGGCAGCUGCGUCACAGCAGUGCCCACGACCAGCAGCAGAUCCGCCAGGAGAUCAACAACCUGCGCCAGGAGAAGGACCAGCUGCUUAAACAGAGGUUGGAGCUCGACAACAAGCUGCGUCAGGGCACCCUGCUGUCCCCAGAGGAAGAACGGAUCCUUUUCCAGCUGGAUGAGGCAAUUGAGGCUCUGGAUGCAGCCAUCGAGUACAAGAAUGAGUCCAUCACGUGCAGGCAGCGAGUCCUCCGGGCCUCGGCCAGCCUGCUGUCCCAGUGCGAGAUGAACCUCAUGGCCAAGCUCAGCUACCUCUCCUCCUCCGAGACCCGAGCUCUGCUCUGCAAAUACUUUGACAAGGUGGUGACGCUGCGAGAGGAUCAGCACAGGCAGCACAUUGCCUUCUCGGAGCUGGAGAUGCAGCUGGAGGAGCAGCAGCAGCUGGUGUACUGGCUGGAGGCAGCCGUGGAACGCCAGCGCCUGGAGAUGGACCGGCAGCUCACCCUGCAGCAGAAGGAGCACGAGCAGAACAUGCAGCUACUGCUCCAGCAGAGCCGCGAGCACAUGGAUGAGGGGCUGGCCAGCAGCAAGCUGCAGUACGAGGCGAGGAUUCAGGUGCUGGAAAAGGAGCUGAGCCGUUGUAUGUGGGCAAACCAGGAGCUGAACCAGAGGCUGAGUAACAUGAACCUCCAUCCUGGACAGACCAAAGCAGGGAUGGAGAGAAGCAUUCACGGGGCUGGGGACAGAGCUCCCCCUGUGCUGGGGACCUGUGAGCUCUCCAGCCUUGGGGAACAGCCCGUGCCCCUGGCCGUUGCAGAAGAAAGCCCUCGGGUCAGGGACGAGAGCCGGGACCUGGUGCACGCUCCUUUGCCGUCGACGUGGAGGCGUUCGUCCCUGCCCAGCGACAACCCCGGGGACCUGCGGCAGAGGGGCGCCGAGCACCCGCUGAGAGCAGGGCAGCCCCACGAGCUGCACCCGCCACGGAGCAUCGCUCCUGCCGCCAAGCCCCGUUGGGAGCUGCGCAGGGCCAGCCCAAACCUGGCCCCAGGGCCAUACCACCCAGCAAUGAUAGACGUCAGGAAAAAUCCACUCUAG
Molecule: messenger RNA, 3843 nt
Organism: Opisthocomus hoazin
Lineage: Eukaryota; Metazoa; Chordata; Aves; Opisthocomiformes; Opisthocomidae
Source: RefSeq, a predicted model, not a curated record